AUGGAUAAAAGAUUAUUUUCAUUAGUAUUAAACAAUAAAGUGUUGUUUAGGAUCAUUUUUAAUCAUGUCAGUUUGAUUUCAAGUUUAAAAGGAGGAAAUGGAAAUUUCAAGUGGAGUGAAGUAAUUGUUAAUCCUCAUAUCUUGGCUUCUCACAACUACUUUGAAGAGAUGAAACAAUGUUUAUCAAUCAGAAAUGAUAUUGAUUAUCGUUACUAUCGUAAAAGAUUGACAAUGGAGAUGGCCAUCAAAUAUGGAUCUAUUGAAAUGUUUAUAUUUCUUUUGAAUCGAUUAAAAGUAGACAUGAACACCACUGGGUCAGUAUCAGACAAUUCGUCAGGUAACCACCUUAAUAGUAUCUUCAUAUGUGCAGCUCAGUCUGGAAGAUUUGACAUCAUUGAGUAUCUAACAGUACGAUUCGAAACUUAUCAAUGGAAUUACUAUCUAGCUAUGGAAAGGUCACCACUCUCUGGAAACUUUGAACUUCUUAAGUAUUUGGUCAAGAUGUACAAGAACAAUAGAAUGCUUAAUAACGAAUUGAAACAAGGAGAAACUGUGUUUGACAGAGCUGCUUGGGUUGGUCGUAUCGAUAUGAUUGAAUUUCUUGUUCAGGAAACACCACAAUUCCUGAAAUCUAGUUCAAUGUAUGAGAAUGCAAUCAGUGCUGGACAUCUACAUGCUGUUGAAUAUCUACUUCGAGAACAUCGUAGUCUGGCAAACAUUAAAACAUACCUUAUAUUUUUUAAAAGACCACUCAAGGAAAAAGAUAAUUUUGAUAUUAUCAAACUAUUGAUUAACAAUAAUAUUGAAAUCAACAUUAUGGAGCUAGUGGAUCAUGAAGUCGCAAGUGGAAAUUUAGAACUUCUUCAAUGGUUGAAGAAUCAUUCAAGACUCGAAUAUAGUUCACUUGCCUUGGAAAAUGAGGCUUAUUAUGGGCAUCUAGAAUCCUUGAAAUGGUUAUAUAACAACUUCACUGGAGAAUGCUCAGGACGGGUUAUGGAUUUAGCUGCCCAUCAAGGUCAUUUCGAAAUAGUAAUCUGGAUCAACGAAAACAGGACUGAAGGUUGUACAGAUAACAUAAUGUCAGAAGUUAUUUUGGGUUGUGGAAGAUUGGACAUUCUCGAGUAUUUAUACGAUAAUCAACCAAUAUCUUACUCAAAUUUGAAUGAUAAUGAUUUCAUGUUAGAAGCUGCUGCUCUUGGAAGAUUAGAUAUAUUACAAUAUUUUCAUUCCAAGAACAUACCUUGUCAGUAUUUAGCAAUGGAUUAUGCUGCCGCCAACAAUCAUCAGAAAGUAGUUAGAUGGCUCUAUGAGAAUGGUAUCAUUCAAGAAUUUCAAGAAUCCAGUCUUGUUACAGCGAGUUCAAGAGGUAAUAUUGAAAUUGUGAAAUAUAUCAUUCAGAAUUCAACUAGACUAUCAUUGGAAAAUGCCAUUUGCAAUGCUAUCAAAUCGAACCAUUUGGAUGUUGUUAAAUAUCUGUUCAGUCUUUCCACUCAAGAUACCAUCACCAAAAGAAACUACUUUGUGAUUUCAACAACUUGCGAAAAUACCGAUGUUUUAAAAUGGCUUCAUUCAAACAUUGAUAUUUGUUGUACAAUUACAGAAGAAUCAUUCUAUUUGGCAAUCAAGAAUACAAAUCUUCCAUUAGCCAAAUGGAUAUUUAGCAAUAUUGGUGAAGAUCGAAAGAAUCUUUUCAAAAUGGAAACAUUUUCAUCUGAUCUAUUCAAAUUCAAUCAAUAUGAAAUAAUUGAAUGGAUUUUAGAAUCAUUUAGAGGUAUACCAAGAAGUGAACUUGAAAGUUAUAAACAAAUCUUAGAAACCAAAUAUUCAAAUUCAAAAGAAUCAAUUGAAAUUAUCAAUAAAUAUUUAUUAAAUUAA
Messenger RNA from Heterostelium album PN500, 1875 nucleotides. RefSeq lists its product as uncharacterized. NCBI's taxonomy places the organism in Eukaryota, Evosea, Eumycetozoa, Acytosteliales, Acytosteliaceae. Gene Ontology annotation, molecular function: protein binding. The coding region runs from base 1 to 1875 and encodes 624 amino acids. The record is from RefSeq and is a predicted model, not a curated record. The transcript has a single exon.